Anopheles marshallii is the source of this 6564-nucleotide messenger RNA. It is a transcript of the gene vir, whose product is annotated as protein virilizer. Bases 1 to 6564 code for a protein of 2187 amino acids. The record is from RefSeq and is a predicted model, not a curated record. NCBI's taxonomy places the organism in Eukaryota, Metazoa, Arthropoda, Insecta, Diptera, Culicidae. Gene Ontology annotation, molecular function: RNA binding. Gene Ontology annotation, cellular component: RNA N6-methyladenosine methyltransferase complex. The transcript is spliced from 4 exons.
AUGGAGGUCGAACUACCGGAGCUCCUGUUUUUCGACACGUUUUCCCACGACACCUACGAGCAAAAUUUGGAUCUUGUGCAGUUUCCGAAACCGGUCUAUAUUACGGAGGUGCGCAUCAUACCGCUUGGGGCACGAGUUCAUGCCGACUUUCCGGGCGGUGUUCGACUGGGCGCUACCAAUCCGUCCAACUUCCACAUCCAGCUGUAUGUGAACGAUCUGGGGAAACCGGGUGCACCGAUCUUUGAGAGUCUUGGUGAGCUGGAAUACAAUCAGAACAACUGCAUCCAUCUGCAAUGCAGCGGCGGGGCUACGGGAACGAGCGAUGAGUUUGUGCGACGCAUCCCAACGGAUGGGUUGGUGCUGAAGGGCUGGUAUACGACGAUGACGCUUGCUGUAUACGGCAUCUUAACGACGAGCAUCGCCGAACCGAUUGUAUCGCCGCGCGAAACAACGCCCCAGCCCAACGAGCAGCUGCUCGUUGUGCCGGACCAUCACCAUCAUCAGCAUUUACUGCAUCAUCAUCAUCAUCUCCACCAUCAUGGUGGGAGUGGCGGUGGCAUUGCGGAACCGUCGUGUGGGGGUGGCGAUUGGAUACAGGAACCGCCGCUACCCGGCCUGGUGACGACACAUCCGUCGGAGACGGUGUUUGUGCAGAAGGAGUAUCCGGAGGAUGACAGUGAGGACGCACCAAAGGAUCCGCGUCCGUAUGCGAGGCGGGCGGCGGCUGCAGCUGCCGCUGUUAUUACCCAUCCAAUGCCCGCGAGUGCUGCGAGCCCACCGGAACCGAUAUACGAACCGCUCGAGGCAGGCAAGAUUCUGCCCGGUGAGUGUGAACCACCGUUGCCGGAAAAGCGCUCCAAGGCGUGCCUACCAUCGGGUCGACCGGUUGAGCCAGCGGUUCCCCCGUAUCCGUACGAACGGUCACCCCGUACACGACGCCACAGCAGUCGGGAGGAGUUCUCAUCCCGUUCGCCGAGCCUGUGCAAGGACUAUGGUCCUAUGUCAGCGAGCGGAAGCGGUAGUGUGGGAGCUGGUGGUGCCAGUGGAGGAAGCAAACAGCGCGAACAGUGGUCGCGCAGCCCGGACUAUGGCGAACAGCAGACAGCAGCUCCUCCACUGUCCCAUCCACCACUCCCACCACCUACAUCCUCCUCCUCAUCGUCCUCCGUUGCGCAUCGAUCAUCGCGGCGAUUGCGAAGCGGUUCGUUCGAACGACCCCGUCGCGAACCAUCUUUCGAACGCAUGGAGAAGGAAGACCGACGACCCCGGCCCCGAUCACCGAUCGAUUCACCGAGGAGGCCACGGUCACCCGAUCGGAACGAAUCGUCACCGGACGAGGAGGAGGAUGUAGUCGACGACGUGGAGGACGUGGAUGAUGAUCUCGACGACGAUAUCGAAAUGGACGGUAGCUUCCAUCGAACGAACGGGAAGUAUAGUGGAAAGCGCAGUAUGCUGAUGAUGGAACCAGCGAUUGAUACGAUUCGUCCACAAUCGACGAAGCAACAUGCAUCUUCCAGUCGCAGUUCGUCGCAACAUCAGCAUCAGCACCAUCAGCAUCAGCACGCGCAACAUCACUAUCACCAUGGUCAUACGCAUCAACAUCAUUCCAGCGUACAUCAGCUACCGUCGCAUAAUCAUCAUCAGCAACAACAACAACAACAGGACCGUGUUAUGUCACCACCACCACCACAGGUACAUGUUCCGUCCGUGUGUGACACGGUAUCUUCUGCCUUAACACCGGUUGCAUCUCCAACAACGAUGCUGAUCGCACCGGCAGCGAACCUGCCGGACGAGGACGCGAUCUCCGUGACGGAACAGUUUGAGCCGAUUCUGAGCGAUGAAGAAAUACCGGAAGACUUCGAUUACGAGCAGGACGGUGCAGCAGCAGUGACAGGAGGGCCGCCCAGUGGAGGCUACGAACACGUCGACGAAGCGCUCAACAAACAGUUCGAUCCAUUCUCGAUUACACUGGAACGUUACGUUCAUCCCGGUUCGAUCGGCGACGAACCCGAUCUGGUUCGUCAGUUGGGCCACGGCGAACAGAAGCUGAUGCGUCAACUCGAGCAACUGCUCGGGCAGGGUCGAUAUGGUCGUGAUGCGACCGCGUCAUUCGAGCAGGAAAGUGCCGAGUGGAAGGAACGUUUCGUAGACUAUGCGGAACAGUUGGUGCACGUGUUAGGACAACUGUUGGGGAAGGAUGACGUGCGGGACGCUCUCCAGCAACAGCUCGAACGCUGGAUAAAGGCCGAAUGGGCAGGCGUUACGGAUCGGCUCGCUAACUGCAUCUGCGUUGGGUUGGAUUUCGAGCGAGCAAUGGUCCAGCCGCAACCGGCGUUUAAGCUGCGUCACAUGAAGAGUGGCAUUCGUUUGGCAGAAUUUCUCGGUCCACACGAACAAUUUAUCGGGCUGCUGCUGCACACGCCCGAUCAUUUCAAUCUGUUCGAUCGGCUGCUCGGACUCUACUCGCAGCCGCACAUGGCGCUCUCGAUCAAGCUGAUGAUAAUCCGCACCAUUUACGCGUGUUUGGAUACGCGCAACGCUGUGCAUUAUUUUCUCUCGCCAUCGUACAACGGUUACCAGAUAUUGCUCGAUUUGCUGCAGGAGAAUCCAUCGACGCGUAUCAGCUUUGCGCUCAAGUCGCUGUUGCGCAAAAUUUCACUGUACGAAAAUCUCGAACUGAUCCACAGUACGGUUGAGGAGCUAUACGUACGAGCCGGGGAAGGUGAGCAGGAAGUGCAGGCAAAGGAACGGCAAAUACGAAGCGACCAAGAGCUGCUGGAACUGUUGCGCAGCGCACUGACAGAGCUGACCACUGCAAUAUCACUGCACGAGGUGUCGCUUGCCCAACCGAAACGCUUUCUGCCGGUCUCGGCAAAGUUUGAGAUACACAAGGAUAUUGCGUCCUCGCUUAACGUCAGCCGAACGGUGGUGCAGUUCUUCAAGAUACAUCGGCUGGUGGAGUCGAUGGUGCUGCUGCUCGAUCUGCGCAUCACCCCGCCGGCACUGUGUGAGCUGGUUUACAACCUUCUCGCUUGUAUGCUGAAGAGCAUGCCGAAGCUGCACUACCUGGUGGAUAGCUUACCGUACACGAAUCUGCUACUACGGUGGCUUUUCCAUCGGCUACCCCCGGCCCUGAACGGAGGAUGUGGCGAUAGUCCGGUGCAACUAUUGGUGAUGUCGGAGGAAAUGUCUAUUGGUGAACUAUCCCGACCGCAACUGCUGGGCGUGGAGUUGGUCUAUAAGGCGCAGACAAUCUAUCACCUAGAAGCAAUCGCCAGUACGAGCGUGGUGCGGGGUGGAGAUGUUUCUUCCACCUCCCGAAACGCGGAUGAGAUCGAACGAGAACGGGAUCGUUUGGUGGAAAAUUUGCACGACCUGUACGAGCUGUCGUGUGGUCCCGGAAGACGCUUCGUCGUGGAGGUACUGUCGAUGGACGAUAAUCUGGCCGUGCUGCUCGAACUGGUCGAAAAAGAGCAGCGUGUCGUACCGAAGGAGGAUGGUUCCGGCAGUAUGCUUACCGCUCCGGCUACAAAGCACAAAUCCCCGAUCGUCGGUUACUGCGUGGAUUUGGUGGAUUGUACCGUACGGCAUGGUGAAGCGGUUGGCUACCUUGCCCAGCAUGGACCGGCUCUACUCUCGCUGGUGAAACAACACGAACAGUUUGAGCCGGGUAUGAGUGCGACACUGCAGGAACUGGCCGUGUAUCUGAAACCGCUCGAACUGCACGAUCUGUUCGCGUACAUCGAUAUUGGUCCGCUGGUGGAGCUGAUGCGCCGAAGCCUGGAGUACGUUACGGCGUUUCCCGGCGAUCUUAUUACGGCGCUCCGGUUGGUUCGACUGCUCGGCAUACCACCGUACGACGAUUACGAGCAGCCGGGCGGGCACGCCGAGUUCAAGUACAAAUACACGCUGCUACAAUUCUACUCGGCCGACGGGCAGGCCCUGCUGCUGGCCAUUCUGGACAAGCUGACGCAUCACUUCGAUCAACCCGCGAUACACACGUCCAGCUUGGCGAGUCAACAGGGCGUUCUGCUAACGCAGCUACUCUGUCCGCUCGUGUACAUCCUGCGCAAGCUCGUGACCUAUCUAAUCGAGUGUCGCAACACGGAGUUCCGCGACCUGACGCUAAUUGAACCGCUGCUGCGCACGUACACGCUCAUGCAGUGCGUACCGAUACACGCUGCGGCCGGACCGGACGCACGGCAGGUACAGCGAGAAGUGGUACGGAUACUGCUUGCCUACACGCAACCCACACCGCCCGAAGGGCUCGACACGAACAACGUACACCGGAGCCUGUGGACGCAGAUGGUAGGCGAACUGGUACGAUUUACGCUCGCCGGGCCGAACUACUUCCUGCCCGGGUUGCUGGUGCUGUCGGAGUUGCUACCACUGCCGCUGCCCAUCCACUGCCGGCAGCCAUUGCUGCCAGCCGAGCUCAGUCGGCUCAUACAGGAGCGACAGCUCUGGUCGGCCCAUCUACACCCGCAGAGCCCGGCCAUCGGCGAACUGAUCCAAACGCUCUGUACCUCGAGCUACACGCCCAUGCUGGCCGUGCUCAGCCGUGUGUGUCUGCAGCUUUCCGACCUGGCCCCAAACAUGACGCUGCUCAUCUCGAAAUCCCUAGCUGAUCUGAUCGUUCAAGAGCAGCUGUUGCCGUGCGGAUUGGCCAGCACGAGCCACGCACGGUUGGUAAGCUUCCUCGCAACGCUGGUGUGCCAUGCGUCGGUGAAGAUAUCCGUACUGUCCAUACUGCCGGGACGCAUCAUGGACAUGUUGAUGGGUGUGUUGCUUAAUCCGGGCCAAACACCGGCCCAUCAGCAAACGCAACAGCACAUCUACCUCACGUUCCAAAGCCUGUUCGAUGCAGAGAUUGCGCUCAUGUUCGGUGACACGAUAGAUCCGGCGUUGCAAUUAGCCUGUUCGCUGCCACCAAAAGACAUCAUCGAAUCGUUCUGUGCUGCGUGUACUGUUAACGUAACCUGCGCAGACAUUGGACUGGGUGUUCUAAUGGCAGGAUUGCGCACAAUGCUGCUUUUAACCGAGCACGACACCACAUACGUCAUACUGAUGUCAAAUAUAAUGCGCAAACGGGAAGGAUGGUGUGCGGUGUUGCACAAAUUUUUACGCAAAGCAAAAGAAAGCUCAGAAACGUACAGGGCACUGUUUGCUCUGUUGUGCGACUUCUGGCGCUCGCUUGUCACGUUCGACAACGACGGCUGCGUGAACUUGCCGAAGCGUACCGUGAAACUCCCGCUGGAACAGCUCGGCCAACUGAUGCCGCUGUACGAGGAAGGUGAUGAGGAUGCGUUACAGCUAAUGCUUUCAUGCCUUGAAGAGUUGAUGGCGUUGUUUAAGGGCGAAGAAAUCGCCGACAGCAAGAAACCACCGACCGAGUUAAAUGAUUCCACGGCUGCAAUGGACACUGCUGUACCGGCACAGACAAGAGCAACCGACAGUUUGUGCGACAACCUUACCUACCUGCACACGCAGGUGAAGAUGGAAAUAACCAGCGCUAAGUUGGCCCAGGGCAAGGCAGCUGUAACGCCAAUCGAUUGGAGUGUGGUUAGCGUCGAUCCGUUGCCGCAAGCCGAGGGUAUCGUAACGCAGUACGGUUCGCGCAGCGUUUACCUACUGAGCGAAGAUUGCGACGAACAGCUGAAGGCGACGGAUUGGUUUGGGUUCACACCAUGCGACGACGAUCUGGAACGGGAACAGAUCCCUUGCGAUCUGCAAGAUCUAGCAAAGGUCUGCCUGGCGGGUGAAACAAAUCUUACGGCGGAUUGCAAACGUUUGCUGCAUUUGUCCGCAUCACCACACUCCAACCGUGACCGUCUGACGACCGCACCAUGCUUCCGGACACGUCGCGUCGAAGUCGAACCGAGCACUGGACGACCGGAAAAGAAAAUUUUCGCUACACCGUUGCGUGGUCGAGGCUUUUCGCGCACUCCCACCACCCGUGGUGAUCUAUUUCGCUCCCGUCCCCCCAAUACUUCCCGGCCACCCUCGCUGCAUGUGGAUGAUUUUCUUGCACUGGAAACGUGCGGUGCACAACCCACCGGACCAACCGGGUACAACAAGCUAUCGCGCGACAUCAUCACAAUCCGCGGUACGAAUCGAAGCCGUGGACGCUUUCCCGACCGUGGUGCCCGCUCGGGCGGCGGUGGUGGAGGAGCUGGAGGUGGAAACUCCAACGGCAGUGGUGGAUCCGGUGGCAACGGUGGCCAUUGGCAGAGUGCACCCAGUGGUAAUAGUGGCGGUAAUAGUGGAGGUGUAGGAGGUGGCAUGGGAGGUGGUUCCAGCUGCUGGUCAUCGUCCGGUUCGUCGCAGAUGCACGAUGGUGGUGGCGGUAACGGCCCAGGCAGUGGCAAACACUUCGGCCAUGGACUGUCCGGUAGUGGAGGCGGAGUUGGUCCCGGCGGUACCGGUGGCAGUAGUGGUGGUGGCGGCGGUGGCAGCAGUGGUCACUACCGAGAUCCGCCCAGCCAUUUUGGUGGCUCGCAACGAUCCCGUUCCGGUCGUGGCUUUAACCGGUACAGCGUGCGGGCGUAUGCACGACAGAUCUAA